Messenger RNA from Monascus purpureus, 1094 nucleotides. The record is from the annotation of a GenBank genome assembly. NCBI's taxonomy places the organism in Eukaryota, Fungi, Ascomycota, Eurotiomycetes, Eurotiales, Aspergillaceae.
GCAUCUUUGGUCUGAACAAGGGGAUCCGAUGUCGACGAAUCGGGCCAUGAACAGCUGUCACAAUGAGCCGACAUCUUAGACCUCACCGCGCCCUUUGUCUUCCUUCUCAAGUUGUCCUCCGAUCCGCCCUUCCCCGCACGGCAGAGAUUCAAAGAUGCUAUGCAACCCACAGCGAUCUUGGUCGAGGAUCUAGCGCGAAGGCUGGUGCGACGAGAAAGAGUAUUAACAUACUGUCGGAUGACGGCCGAGUCCGAUGGGAGGAUCUGAGUGGGGGAGAGAAGGUUGCUCGAGCUACGCAGCAAUCGAUUAAUUUUGCGGUUGUGCUGGCUGGGGCUAUCUUGACGGGCGGUGUUUUCUACCUACUCUACCUCGAAGUAUUCUCCCCCAAUAGCAAGACUUGGCAGUUCGAGAAGGCUGUCGAGCGUAUCAAGGACGAUUCCCGGUGUAUCAGUUUACUCGGUGACCGGAGUGAGAUAAAGGCGUAUGGUGAAAGCACCUGGAGCAAAUGGGCACGGAACAGGCCUAUUGCGUCAACGAUUUCAAAGGACGGGCUAGGUCGUGAACACCUACAAAUGAACUUCCAUGUUGAGGGACCCCUUAACUCCGGGGUUGCGUUCGUGCACAUGAUCAAACCCCAGGACAGAUACGAGUGGGAAUACGUACUACUUGCACUGGAUGUGAAAGGCCAUUCUCGCAUUUACCUGGAGCACCAUGAAGAAAGAGUAGCGCCCAAACCAGUGAAGAUCUUUGGUAUCCAGUGGCGGUAGACGUGUUCUCAGCAUAUCUGCAUGCUUCGUACAGAGCCAUCACAUCGGGACUGUUCCUUGGCAAGGGCAAGAGAGCCACAAGCCAGGUCGAUACAUUUAUAUCGGGCCUGGAACCUGGGUCAAGGAAUUAGAUCAUCCAGGAUGACCCCUGUGGAUACCCAGGAUGGAAUGGGCUUUAAUUUAUGCACCGACACACGGCCUGUUAGGUGGCCAAUGGACAAUCAGCGCAACAGCUGAUUGUCUAUGGUGGCAUUCAGGCCGACUUUACGCCAAUUCAGGGCACUAUAGAACCCUAAGUUUAAGGGAUUGCCAAUGAUAGGAAGACCA